GUCACGGAAGCACUCGCCAACUCCCAUAGUUUUGUCUUGUAUGAAACGAGAAAUCCUGAUUGGUAGAGACUCCAAACUAUGAAAUGACGAAAAGAGAGCCACUGCUUGUCUUUGGACGCCCUGGAGCUGCAGUCCUGUUUCCUAGUGAGGCCCGGCGGUUUCGGCUGUUCGGUACGCAGUGACAUUGGGUGCAACGUCCUAUUUACAGUCUCAUAGUAGCGAUGUAGGACAUGGAGGGUUAUGGUCUAGCUUGUGUCACUCGCAACUAAAAAUACUAAGCCUGAAAUGUUUAGACACAGCCUUCCUGGACAAAAGUCGCCUAGCUGGAUCAACUGGCGGAUAUAAGGGAUAACAUGAUAUGGAUGGUGAUGUUGUGCACUUCAUUGUUGAAUGCUAACGAUCAUUAAAUGAAGCGCGAUUUGAGACAAUGCCGAUGUGGUAUAGGAGAGAAAUCGAUGUGGCUUUUGCCAAUGCAUCGCUAUGUGCUGUCCAGCCUCUUUUCGACGACGCUGCCAUCCAAGUUGAAUGCAUCUCAUCUGUUGAAAGCAAAAGGCGCACCACGCAGGGCUGGUUUACAUAAGAGUCCGUUCGCAAAAAUAGCCUUAUGUUUGAUCACCAUGUAAACGCCGUGCAUGCUACCCGUUAGAGACAUGGAAACCACCUCUCGGCGACGUGAUGCGACGCUGUGUUCGGACCGUCUGCCGCCAAGCGUCUCUUGCGGGUUACAAGCGACGACAAAACCUUAAAAUAUAACUUUUCGAGUGAUGACAAUAAUCAAAAAUCGUCUACAUCAACUUGGCCGCCUGAUUUGAGACAUUCUUGGCACUAGCCUUUCCCGCUUGCCUUGUGUCCGUGGAGCGGGAUAUAUAAGAUGUGAUUCCCGUCCAAGAUGGGCCUCUAAAUUUCCUAUCAUCGAGCAAACAAAGUAUAUCCUCUUACAGACUAAUACAUCUGUUAAUCCAAGAUGCACGCUUCUCUGGCCUCUCUUCUUGUGGCCGCCCUGGCUGGCUCAGCUGCUGCUGCUCCUCAGCAGCAAGACCAAGAGCCUGAGGUCUACAACGCUGACAACCUCAACACGGAUACAAGCCCCUUCGCUAUUGAGAUGCCUGAGCUUCAGAGCAUUAAGAUUGCUCAGCACGAUGAGGAGCGCGCUGCCGGUACCUUUGAUAUGGACAAGUACCCCGAGCAGGCUGCCACCAAGUGCAAGAACGGCAAGGCCGGUCCCUACUCGUGCAAGAACAUCGAUCUUAAGGGUUUCUUGCGCCACCAGGAUAUGGGCACCAAGCUUCUUCAGGGCAAUGACGUCUGGGGUUGGACCUCUGAGGAAGGCCGCGAGUUUGGUAUUGUUGGCCAGGUCAACGGUACCGCCUUUGUUGAAGUCAUGGACAACGGUAGCCUCCGCUAUAUGGGCCGCCUGGAUACCCAGACCACCAACAGCACCUGGCGCGAUGCCAAGGUCAUUGGUGACCACGCCUACAUUGGCUCCGAGGCCCCCGGCCACGGUGUUCAGGUUUUUGACUUGAACAAGCUCCUUGAUAUUGACCCCAAGAAGCCCAAGGUCUUUAGCACCAAGAAGGAUCUUGCUUCUCACAUCAACUUCUUUGGCAGCAGCCACAACAUUGUUGCUAACGAGAAGACUGAUCUCAUUAUUGCCGUUGGCACUAGCAAGAAGGAGAACGCCCAGUGCGCAGGCGGUCUUUGGAUGAUUGACGUCAAGAACCCCAAGAAGCCUAAGGAUCUCGGCUGCUUUGGCGAGGACGGUUACUCCCACGAUGCCGAAUGUGUUAUUUACAAGGGUCCCGAUAAGCGCUACAAGGGCCACGAGAUUUGCUUCGGUUACAACGAGGACACUCUCACCGUUGUUGACAUCACUAAGCGCAAGAGCCCCAAGCUGCUGUCCCGCACUACCUACAUUGGCGCUUCUUACACUCACCAGGGCUGGCUCGCUACCGACGACAUGUCUUUCCUCUUGCUCGACGAUGAGAUUGAUGAGAUUGCUAAGCGCGGCCCCGCCAAGGAUGGCAAGACGGCCACCUACAUUGUCAACAUUAAGAACCUUGAGCGUCCCAUCUUUGAGGGUGUUUAUAAGAGCCCCGUCAAGGCUAUUGACCACAACCAGUACGUCAUUGACGGUCUUGCCUACCAGUCCAACUAUGCCUCUGGUCUUCGCGUCGUCGAUGUCAGCACUAUUAAGGAGGAUCCUACUGGCCGCCACUUUGAAGAGGUUGGUUUCUUCGAUGUCCACCCCGAGGAUGACAAGGAUGGUGCUAUCAAGUUUGUUGGUGCCUGGUCCGUCUACCCUUACUUUGAGUCUGGCCAUAUUCUGAUCAACUCUAUUGAGCGUGGUGUCUUUUCCGUCAAGUUUGAUGAGGACUGGUGGCACAACGACGAGUAUGGUCUUAAGCACACUCAGCCCUUGAAGGCUCUUGGCAAGAAGGCCUCUUCUGCCAUGUAAACCGGUUUUGAGGGUAUUAAUUGGCUUAAAAAGCAGUGGAUUUUGGAAUCCCAGGCAAUCUGCUGAUAACUUUUUCCUUUGUCUUUUUUCUUCUCUGUCGUGUACUCGUACGGUAUUUUGCUAUACGUGAGGGUAUAUAGUUACAUAUUAUAAUAAAUAUGUGUGUUUUAAA
[Torrubiella] hemipterigena is the source of this 2627-nucleotide messenger RNA. Lineage: Eukaryota; Fungi; Ascomycota; Sordariomycetes; Hypocreales; Clavicipitaceae. The record is from the annotation of a GenBank genome assembly.